Phaeoacremonium minimum UCRPA7 is the source of this 3285-nucleotide messenger RNA. Its product is annotated as putative histone acetyltransferase protein. The coding region runs from base 1 to 3285 and encodes 1094 amino acids. The record is from RefSeq and is a predicted model, not a curated record. The transcript has 2 exons. Gene Ontology annotation, biological process: regulation of DNA-templated transcription. Gene Ontology annotation, molecular function: histone acetyltransferase activity. Lineage: Eukaryota; Fungi; Ascomycota; Sordariomycetes; Togniniales; Togniniaceae.
AUGGCUAGCGCGCAGCUUAUGGAAGAAGAGCUCCAACAGAGCGUGAUGGUCUCGGAAGAGGAUGCAGAAUAUGAUGAAGACGAAGUCAAUGGCGAUGUGGGCGAACACAAUCAGGCUAGCUUCGAGCUGAACUCCAAAAUAGAUCUUGGCGCAACCCCCGAUCAAGGCAAUGCCGAGGAUGAGGAGCUCGAGACAAACGAGGACGGAGACGAGGAAGGCUUAGAAGAUGCAGAAGGGGAGGAAGAUGACAUCGAUGGAGAUGCGGUAUCCGACGAGGAUGGCGACAAUGACGAGGACGCCAAUUUCGAGGAGGACGCUGAAGGCGAAGACGAUGAUGAGGUUACUAUCAUACCAGUAACAGGGAAGGGCAUCCCAAGCAUAGAAGGGGACGAAAGUAGUGCAGGAGGUGAAAAUGACGAUGAAGGGGUCGGCGCCGUUAAAAUAAAGCCAGGCGAGACGGACGAGGAAGAAGAAAGUGACAGCGAGAGUGAGGUUUCUGAAGUUGUAAGCGACGCAGAAUCGGAUGAGGCUGAGGAAUGGGAAGCUGCCGCCGAAAAUGAAGAUGAGGAUGAUGAAGAUGAGGCAGCGCCUUCGAACACCUGCAUGUUUUGUAAACAGGACGAGGACAACGAUCCCAGCGAGGAGUUCGAAACCUACCUGACUUGCUCUGGCUGUGGAGAAAAUGGUAUUGAGACCUGGAAGUGCCUUGACUGCGCCGCGUCUUCCUCGGACGGUGGCUCUGUUCUUGACGAUACUGAGGUGAACGGGGUCGUAGACGCUGAUGAAACUCCGGCUGCGAGAAGGGCUACUGCACCUAAGCUUGCUAGAGACCUGCUACCAUCCCAACGUGGUGCCCCCAAGCCAGAUUCGCACUCAGUCUUUAAUCAGCUUGUCCUUGAUGAAGAUCCUAUGGAUGGUUCUCGUGUUUUGAGGAAACGAAAGACCUCAUCCGCAGAGGCCGAUGAGCACGUCAUGAGCCUACGAAAGCGACGCAGGAGCACUGGCGACGAGGUCAGCAACGAUGGCGCCGCCAGUGCUGAAGAAGCUGUCAGGCCGCGUUCGGCAAGAUCUCUUCGACUGAAGAUCUCCACGAAUGCGCCUGCCACUAUUGUUAAGAAAUCCCGCACAUCUCUCGUGAUGAGACUACGCGUUAACCCAUCAGAACUGAAGCAAAUAUUGUCCAAGCCGCCAGCUGGGUUGAAGAAGCGCACAACUGCCUCUAGGCCGUCUCGGCCAAGCACUAGCAGGAGCGCGGUUCAUGUGGGAAAUGCUACAACAGCGACCGCCCCUUUUGUCUCCACGAGCUACUCACAACCAUUCUACUCGUUCUUCGAUAAAGACAUGGAUGAGCUGAAAGGGAAACCAUACGGCGGCAUUUUGAACGAUGCCGAGGCUGACACAUCCAAAACACUACCCACGAACGAUGACCGCCGACGUUUUGACGAGGCAAAACAAAAGGCUGAAGAAGAAUGGAGACAAAGAUUGCUGUCAAUGCAGGCAGAACUCGAUGUUCCUGUCAAGAAGUCAAAGAAGGCCGCUGGUCCUGCCAGCCAGAUUGAAUGCAUAGAAUUUGGUGGAUGGGAGAUUGACACCUGGUAUGCAGCACCUUACCCCGAAGAGUACAGCAGAAAUCGGGUUCUCUACAUCUGCGAAUUCUGUCUUAAGUACAUGAAUUCGGAUUACGUUGCAUGGCGGCACAAGCUCAAGUGUCCGGCGAAGCAUCCUCCCGGAGACGAAAUUUAUCGUCAUGGCUCGGUUUCAGUGUUUGAGGUGGACGGUCGCAAAAAUCCGGUCUAUUGCCAGAAUCUUUGCUUGCUCGCGAAGCUAUUUCUAGGCUCGAAGACGCUCUACUACGAUGUCGAGCCUUUCCUAUUUUACGUCCUUUGCGAGUUCGAUGAUCUUGGCUACCACUUUGUCGGAUACUUCUCCAAGGAAAAGCGAGCUAGCAGCCAGAACAACGUCUCAUGCAUCCUGACAUUACCAAUACACCAACGAAAAGGCUAUGGAAACUUGCUCAUUGACUUUUCCUACCUUCUUACCAGGGUUGAGCAGAAGACAGGCUCUCCCGAGAAACCUCUCUCGGAUAUGGGCCUUGUAUCAUAUCGAAACUAUUGGCGAUUGAUCAUGUGUCGAUACCUCCUUGAGCAUGUGCCGGAGAACAAGGCAGAGUCGAAGGGCCUGAGCAUUAAGGACAUAUCCGAUGACACGGGUCUCACAGCAGACGACGUUAUAUCGGCACUGGAAGGUCUAAGAUGUCUUGUUCGAGAUCCCCAAACGGAGCUCUACGCUUUCAGAGUCGACCUGGAAUACUGCAAGCAGUACGUUGCCAAAUGGGAGUCCAAGAACUACGUUACCCUGGACCCAAAUGCGCUCACCUGGACCCCGUAUGUAAUGGGCAGAAGCAAUGCUACGAAUUUCGAACUAGGCCCUGCCAUGCAUGCUAUCGCUCCCCGAGAAGAGGAUGAAGAGCAAAAGGCUGUGGAGGCCGUGGCGGAGAGUUUGGUCAACGGCAAUACCACGAUAGUCAAGACAGAGACGAACGGGGAUGUCGCCGUCCCUGCGAUAGAAGCAGACUCUAUUGUGAUUGAGUCGACUGAGCCUAACGAAACUGGAGAUGAGCCCGCUCUUGAAAACGGAGUGGAGCCACUGAAGAACGGUGCUUCCGUGGAAGGACAAGCUGCGGACCAUACACAAACAGGUUCCGUUAGUGACGACGACGAUUGGGUUUCGGCGUACAAGGACAUUCCUCCGACCCGAUUUGCGGUAUACCCUCCGCUCAGCAGCUCGAGGCGUGUCGACCGGCCCCGUCCGAGUGUUGCCCGGCCCGCACUGUCCCGAACGGCGAGUGCGCCGCGACCCAAGGCCCGACGUUCGACGGGUAGCGCAAGACGACUCACAGUGUCCAAGCCUAAGAGCAGCGGCAGUCGUCGCAAGACAGGUGGUACCGGCCGGGGCCCAGGUCGGUGGCCGAAGGGCACUAAGAAAAGCGACUACGGUAACGCCGAUAGUGGCCCUGGUUUACCACCGGGAUGGGUCGCGGAAAGGAAUCGUCUUGCCGUUUCAUCUGGUCCAAAGAAGACAGAUAAUGGGGACGAGGAACUAGACGAGGACACCGUCCAGGUCAAGGCGGUCAACCAUCACGGGUCUGCCUUGACCAACGGAAACAGCAAGGGCAAGGGUUCGGCAAGCUCCAAGCAGGAGAGCGACGAGGACAGCGACGGCGAUGGGGAUGGCGAUGUCGAUAUGGAGGACGCAGAUGCCGAAGGGGAGGAUGACGAUGAAUAA